Miscanthus lutarioriparius is the source of this 2301-nucleotide messenger RNA. NCBI's taxonomy places the organism in Eukaryota, Viridiplantae, Streptophyta, Magnoliopsida, Poales, Poaceae. The record is from the annotation of a GenBank genome assembly.
AUGGGGAACUGCUGCUCCGACGAGGUGAGCCAUGCCGGCGCUCACCACGUCGGCGCCGCCGCCGCCGCCAAAGCCGCCUCCGCAGCCUCCGCCGCGGCCGACCGCUUCCUCCGCUCCCGUGGCGCCGGCGCGUCCACGCAGAUCGAGUUAUCUCUCUCAGCAUCAAAUUUGGGUGAUCAAGAAUAUUUUCCCAAGAGUAAUCCCAUGGUGGUUGUGUAUUCCAAAAGGAGAGAUGGGGCACUUGAAGAAAUUGGGCGUAGUGAAGUAAUUUUAAAUUCAUUGAACCCAUUUUGGACGACCAAAAUCAGUGCGCAGUACCAGUUUGAGGUUCUUCAACCAUUGGUGUUUCAGGUCUUUGACAUCCACCAGCAGUUCCAUGAUGUCAGUGAAAAGAUGCUUAAGCUGGAGGAGCAAGAGUUUCUUGGAGAGGCUACCUGUCUUUUGUCAGAGGUUAUCACCAAACGGGACAGACUGCUGACUCUGAAGCUUGGUGUCUCUGAACAUAACUUGCCAAAUCCUAAUAAAUUUGGUGAGCUAACUGUUCAGGCUGAGGAAAGUUCAGGUUCAAAAGCAAUAAUGGAGAUGAUAUUCCACUGUUCGGAUCUUGAAAUCAAGGAUCUUCUAACAAAGAGUGAUACUUUCUUGCUAAUAUCUGGAAUAUCAGAUAGUGGAAUGCCUGUUCCAAUUUGCAAGACAGAAGUAAGAAAGAAUGAUCUCAAUCCUAGGUGGAGACCAGUGAUUCUGAAUCUGCAACAGAUCGGAAGUAAGGAGAACCCUCUAAUUAUAGAGUGCUUUAACUUCAGUAGCAAUGGCAAACAUGACCUAGUCGGCAAGAUAGUCAAGUCAGUCGCAGAAUUGGAAAAUAUGUACCAUAAGAAGAAUGGUGAAAAUUUCUUUGUUCCUGCCAGCAAUGCACAUGAAUGUCACAGUAAGGAGGUAUUGAAGAGCCAGCUAUAUGUAGAGAAAUAUGUUGAGAGCAACAGGCAUACUUUCCUAGAUUAUAUUUCUGUUGGGUGCCAGUUGAAUUUUAUGGUAGGCGUAGAUUUCACAGCUUCAAAUGGAAAUCCACGCCUUCCAGAUUCUUUGCAUUAUAUUGACCCCUCAGGUCGGCCAAAUGUAUAUCAGAAGGUAAUACUGGAAGUUGGUGAUGUUCUACAAUACUAUGACCCAGCGAAGCGUUUCCCCGCUUGGGGCUUUGGAGCAAGACCUAUUGAUGGUCCUUGUUCUCAUUGUUUCAACUUGAAUGGCAGCACUUAUCAACCUGAGGUUGAUGGAAUACAAGGAAUUAUGUCAGCUUAUAUCAGUGCUCUUCGUAAUGUAUCAUUGGCUGGUCCUACCCUCUUUGGUCAGUUGAUAAGCACCGCCAUGGCGAUAGCUAGCCAAUCUCUUGCUGACAAUCAACAGAAAUACUUCAUUUUGUUAAUAGUCACUGAUGGCGUGGUGACUGAUUUUCAAGAGACUAUUGAUGCCAUCAUAAAGGCAUCAGAUUUUCCUAUAUCCAUCAUUGUUGUUGGAGUUGGAGGGGCUGAUUUCAAGGAAAUGGAGUUUCUAGAUCCAAAUAAAGGAGAGAAACUGGAAAGCUCAACCGGGAGGGUUGCAUCAAGGGAUAUGAUACAGUUUGCCCCGAUGAAGGAUAUGCACGAGCACCUUGUUUCCCGCAGGCUGCAGAAGCUGGGGGCACUUGUAUGGGACAAAGUUGUGCAGGAGCACCAAGGAUGGAGGCUCCUCACCUGCAUCUGGCUGCACGCCGGUGUUGCCCACCUUCUAGCAAACAUGAUCAGCCUCGUGCUCAUCGGACUCAGACUUGAGCAACAGUUUGGAUACGUGAGAAUUGGCAUCGUCUACCUUGUUUCUGGCGUUGGAGGCAGCGUGCUCUCAUCUCUGUUCAUCAGGAACACCAUCUCUGUCGGCGCUUCUGGAGCUCUGUUCGGACUCCUUGGUGCCAUGCUGUCCGAGCUCUUCACCAACUGGACCAUUUACUCAAACAAGGUUUAUCAGAUGUUAAAUUAUCAGAAGAUGAUAUUGGCGAUGGUGACGAUAUUUGAGGAAAGGAGAUGUCAGGUUGAGCAAAGAAGGGUGGCAUUCUUAAAUUAUCAAUGGGGGCAUGGCUCCUUUUCCAGAUCUUGUUCUUGUCAUCAUAAGUUUAGCAGGACUUUGGCUAGUGAUGUGGAUGUAGAAGCUACACCUAUGGAACACUGCUAUUAUUGGAUUUUGGUUCAAGUGAUUAACUACAUCUGGCUUGGAGGUAGUGUGGAGCUUUGUUUGGCCUCCUUACAUGUACGCUUUCAGAGAUUAUUAUGA